AUGUCCCCCACCUGCGUCGCCUUUGCCUGGGUNUCCUUAAAUGCCUGGUUCUGGUCCACCGUUUUCCACACGAGGGACACAGCUGUGACGGAGAAACUGGAUUAUUUCUGCGCCUCGGCCGUCGUCCUGCACUCCGUGUACCUGUGCUGCGUCAGGUGGCUGCGGUGGUGCCUGCGCAACCGCCCGCGCCUGCCCCACGUCUGGAAGUGCGCGGCCGUGGUGCUGCUGCUGCAGGCACUGGCGCUGCUGGAGCUCCUCGACUUCCCCCCCCUGUUUUGGGUGCUGGACGCCCACGCGCUCUGGCACAUCGGCACCAUCCCCCUCAACGUCCUCUUCUACAG
Mesitornis unicolor (brown roatelo) is the source of this 341-nucleotide messenger RNA. It is a transcript of the gene PGAP3, whose product is annotated as post-GPI attachment to proteins 3. Gene Ontology annotation, biological process: GPI anchor biosynthetic process. NCBI's taxonomy places the organism in Eukaryota, Metazoa, Chordata, Aves, Mesitornithiformes, Mesitornithidae. The transcript has 4 exons. The annotation marks the transcript as partial. The record is from RefSeq and is a predicted model, not a curated record. Gene Ontology annotation, molecular function: hydrolase activity, acting on ester bonds. Gene Ontology annotation, cellular component: endoplasmic reticulum membrane.